Messenger RNA from Leptomonas pyrrhocoris, 1452 nucleotides. RefSeq lists its product as hypothetical. Gene Ontology annotation, cellular component: ribosome. Gene Ontology annotation, molecular function: structural constituent of ribosome. The record is from RefSeq and is a predicted model, not a curated record. The transcript has a single exon. NCBI's taxonomy places the organism in Eukaryota, Euglenozoa, Kinetoplastea, Trypanosomatida, Trypanosomatidae. Gene Ontology annotation, biological process: translation. Bases 76 to 1452 code for a protein of 458 amino acids.
AGCUUCAAAGGUCUUGUGGGGUUUUCUGACAGUACAGCAUUGGAGAAGGUUCGCGGCAGCAAUAGUAACGGAAACAUGCGACGUGUGGCAUCGACGUCCCUCACGCGCUUGGCGGCUGCCCGCACUUUUGUGUUCGACGCGCGGUACGAUGGCCGUGCCUCCGGCGUGCACGACAUCGCGCCGCGCGACGAAGGCGACUUUCUCUACGCAGGCCCGCAGCAGCUCCUCUCCGGUGCCCACCCCCUCCCCCUCUUUCAUCCCGAGAACAGCCUCACCCGCCCGCAUGUAUCGCCCUACCUUCCCUCUCCGCAGCGGCCACAUCCGUACUUCACCAAGGAGCUGCCGGAGCUGCCGCACUUCCCGGCUACGCGGCCGAUCGUCUAUCCUGUCGGCACGAUGAAGCAGCGCAUCGUCGCGCCGGUCUUUGACCUGAACAACGUCGUCACCCACACGCGCGAGCUCGACCCCUUCAUCUUCGGUCUCUACCCCGAGACGGAGGAGAUGGCGAAGAACCUUAGCUACUGGCUCGUGCGGUGCCAAAACUUCUCCAGCAAGUGGGAUUACGAAACGCGUGAGAUUUGGCGCAAGGCCAAGAAGAAUUGGCCGAACACCGGCAUGGGCAUGGCCCGCGUGAGCGACCGCAAGAACCACGCGCACCCGUGGGGUGGCCACUCCAAUCCUGUGAAGCCGUGGAACAUGCUGAUGCCAACGAUGGACGUGAAGACGUGGAGCAAGAGCAACCGUAUGCUUGUUACCUUGAAGAUGCUGCAGGGCAGACUGCAAAUAGUGGAGCGCCUGACGCUGGAAGAGCCGACGCAGGAGGCGUACUUGGAGCUGUGCCGCACAAUGGGCUGGGAUGUCCGCCACACCGGUGGCGGUGUUCUCUUUAUGGACGGCGGCUCCCGCCUCACUCCAAGCAGCGAGUACGACCGCGCCUUCUUCUUCGGCAGCUUCUUCAACGGCCGCAACAAACUGGUGUGUCCCACGCUGUUAUGCGACGAGCCCUACGAUUACAAUAAGACGUCCUCCAAGGUGCGGACAAAGGGACCGAAGGGGCAGAAGAACCCCAUCCCGAUUAAUCGCUUCAACGCCUACGACGCACUGACCCAUGACGUCCUCGUCAUCACAGAAGGCGCCCUAAUGCAGCUGGAAGAUGAGAUGUUCACCCACAAGCUCAUGAUACUUCCGCCGCACAUUCGCGCGCAGCUGCCGGAGCGCGGCUACUUGGAAAGCGAGGUACUGGGCGAUGUUCCACCGGCGCUGCAGACGGUGCAGAUGGAGGCCGCGGCGCGCACCGAGGAGAGCGAGCAGGCGAUGUACGCACCGCACUACGACAACCCAUACAACCCGUGGAGGGACGAGGCAGAGGCGUCGUAUGCGGUGGACGCGGUCGAGGGCACUACGCAGCGGUACGUCAAAUCCGCGAAGACGUCGUGGGCGAUGCUGUCGUGA